Messenger RNA from Phyllostomus discolor (pale spear-nosed bat), 2974 nucleotides. Its product is annotated as lipase member N. The record is from RefSeq and is a predicted model, not a curated record. Lineage: Eukaryota; Metazoa; Chordata; Mammalia; Chiroptera; Phyllostomidae. The transcript has 10 exons. Gene Ontology annotation, molecular function: hydrolase activity, acting on ester bonds. The coding region runs from base 202 to 1398 and encodes 398 amino acids.
UGUUUCCCAAUCCACAAGUGCACUGUGGCAUUCGGUGUGCUGGGAAGACGCCCUGGGCGUGCCUGUCUUAUCUGCCUAGCUUCUAACUGUCACUGCAACCAUAUCUCAUUCUGCAGCCUGAUGUUGCAUGCCCAAGGUCAGAGGUUCCUAACCCAUAGGAGUCCUUGGGAGCAGGGGAAGCUCACUUAACAAGGCAUUCCCAUGAUGUGGCUGUUUUUAACAACAACCUGUUUGAUUUGUGGAACUUUAAAUGGUGAUAGAUUCUUUAAUUUCGAAAACGAAGCAAACCCUGAAGUGUGGAUGAAUAUUAGCGAAAUCAUCACCUACAAUGGCUACCCCAGUGAGGAGUAUGAGGUCGUCACUCAAGACGGGUACAUCCUCAGCAUCAACAGGAUUCCCCACGGGAGAAGAGCUACUAGCAGCACAGGACCAAGGCCAGUUGUGUACAUGCAACAUGCGCUGUUUGCGGACAAUGCCUCUUGGCUUGAGAAUUAUGCCAAUGGGAGCCUUGGAUUCAUUCUUGCAGAUGCAGGUUAUGACGUCUGGAUGGGGAACAGUCGGGGCAACACUUGGUCAAGAAGACACAAAACACUGUCAGUGACUGAAGAGAAAUUCUGGGCCUUUAGUUUUGAUGAAAUGGCCAAAUAUGACCUCCCAAGAAUAAUAGACUUCAUUGUACAUAAAACUGGGCAGGAGAAGUUGUAUUUUAUUGGACAUUCACUUGGCACUACAAUAGGGUUUGUGGCCUUUUCCACCAUGCCGGAAGUGGCACAAAGAAUCAAAAUGAAUUUCGCCUUGGGUCCCGUGGUCUCAUUCAAAUAUCCAAAGAGCAUUUUUACCAGUUUUUUCCUACUUCCAAGUUCUGCAAUCAAGAGACUUUUUGGUACCAAAGGUUUCCUUUUAGAAUAUAAAUCAGAGAAGCCACCUUCUAUCAAAAUCUGUAACAAUAAAGUAUUAUGGGUGUUAUGUAGUGAAUUAAUGUCCUUAUGGGCUGGAUUCAACAAGAAAAAUAUGAAUAUGAGUCGGAUGGACGUGUAUAUGUCACAUGCUCCCACAGGAUCUUCGGUACAGAAUAUCCUGCACAUAAAACAGCUUUACCGAUCUGAUGAAUUCAGAGCUUACGACUGGGGAAGUGAAGCUGAGAACAUGCGUCACUACAAUCAGAGUCGUCCCCCACUGUACGACUUGACGACCAUGACAGUGCCCACUGCAGUUUGGGCUGGUGGAAAUGAUGUUCUUGUGACCCUCGAGGACGUGGCCAGGGUACUCCCCCAGAUCGGGAAUCUCCAUUACUUCAAGCUGUUGCCAGACUGGAACCACUUUGAUUUCAUCUGGGGCCUUGAUGCUGCUCAACGGGUGUACAGUAAAAUCAUAGAUUUGAUGAAGGCGUAUUCUUAACUUCAGUACAUCUACUUUUAGUUAAAAGUUGCUUCCAAGCCCAUGAGGCUUUGGGAAAAAUGAUAAUUAUCAGCUGUGUGGUCUACCCCAACAUCCUCCACCUUGUUGAUGUUGCUGAGUGUUCCCUUAUCAUGGAGUCUCGACAGGGAAUUAUUUCAACUGUGCUGCUCUGUCUCUGAGAAAUGUCCACACCUGGAAUCUCAGAGUCUUUUCCCUUCAGUCAGAGUCAGGCCCCCUUCUUCAUCCAGGAAGGCCCAGUAAACUUAUCUUUGCUAAAUGUACACUUGAGAGGGGAAUUAAAAGAGGAUUUUUCUUUCCUAUUUCAAGUAUAUACAGUGGCUUCAUGAAAAUGAUACUUGCUUCCCAUCCCCCUUUUCAAAGGAUUGCAUCAAGCUUAGGAGUGCUGGCCUAGAGAACAAGGACUCGUCAAAGCAGCUGUUUGGGAAUAUAUUCUGGGUGGCUGUGAGCCUGUGGCUUCCUCAGAGUCAUAUUUAAGGCUGUAGUCAUUAUGGCUAUAUACAUGCAAACCAAGAAAUAAAGCCUGGUCCAUGUCAAGCAUGAAAGAAAACAGCAGAAUGAAAAACUGACUGAAUUCCAGUAUUCUAGGAGCUUGUUUUACUUGUUACGAGCUAGAAAAAAAAAUGAGAGACAAAAUUGGGGAUGUCUAGGCUAAACUAAAUUACUAAUUACUAAACCUAUGUACUAUAGGUCACCGUCUUAAUAACAAGGUAAAAUUAAUAAAGCUUUUGAUAAUAGUGUACUAGAGCUUAUUGACAGUAGGAAAUAGUCUUAAUUUAUAACAUAUGAGGAAUAUCGCUCUUGUUUUGCUCUAAAGAUAAACUCAGCUAAUCAACCAUUACAUCUUCAUCAUCCAAGUAGAAUAUACACAGCUGCAUUUGUACCUACGUGCCUAAAGCAGUUCCUGGGAAGCCCAAUUUAGACCCAGCAGGGGAGGCACUUGGAAUAUCCAAACUCCUGCUUUGUUCAGUCUCCAAAUGGUGCCAGACACUGAUUUCUAGGAUUUAGUAGAGUUUUAAGAGUACCACGGAGUUUUAGUAUCAGUUCAGGCUAUACAUUUAUAUUACAUGCAUUUUUUCUGUUGAUAUAUUUCAAUAAAAAUAUUUUUGUAGAAAUGCUAAGCUUCUCUGCUUUAAAUUAAUACACUAAGAAGUAUAGAAGAAAAUAAUGCCCCACUAAUCCCAUACCACUACUUUUUAUACUGUAGCUCUGCAUAUGAUAGCAAAUAUAUUGCCCAUCAGAGAGCUGAGUAAUAACUUAGUUUUGCUAAGAGUUUUACAUGAAAUAUCUCAUUUGAAACUUACAGCUCUAUGAGAUAGUACUAUGGUAAUUUUCAUUUUACAGAGGAGAAAAUUGAGGAACAGAGAAAAAUAAGGCAUAUAAGCCAAAUGUGCCUAAGACUAUACAAGUAAAGGAGUCGUGAUUUUAACCCAGGAAGUCUGAUAUCCCCAAAUCCACACUUCAGCUUAUCCUUGUGUAAAUGUUUAGAGGUUCCAUAAAAGACAGUGGUCAUAUUUGUAUUAACCUAGGCUGAAAUUACCUGGAAAAUUAAGGAAGC